Cordyceps fumosorosea ARSEF 2679 is the source of this 591-nucleotide messenger RNA. RefSeq names its product Cupin, RmlC-type. The transcript has a single exon. The record is from RefSeq and is a predicted model, not a curated record. NCBI's taxonomy places the organism in Eukaryota, Fungi, Ascomycota, Sordariomycetes, Hypocreales, Cordycipitaceae. The coding region runs from base 1 to 591 and encodes 196 amino acids.
AUGGAGAAUCUUCCAGACUUCCCUAGUCCUACAGGUCUACCAACGCAGAAGCGCUACAUAACUACGCAUGAUGCCACCGGCCGCAGUGUGUUUGCGAAUGAGAUUGACCCGACCGCUGUGUACGAACGCGUGAACCCGAAAUUGGACUUCUUUCUCGCGUACGCCAACACUACUUUCCCGGCCGAGAUGAAUGACGACUUCGACAUUGCCAAGUACAAGGGGCUUUUCGCAGGUCCACAGCCUCCCAUCUCCAUACCGGGAGGAACGGUGCUGCGCGUCUGCAACUUCGCGCCAGGGUCGGUCACGCCGAUGCACCGAACGCUGAGCCUCGACUACGGAAUUGUCAUCGCGGGACAAGUGGAAUUGGUGCUGGACUCGGGAGAGACAAAGUUGCUCGAGCCCGGUGAUAUUGCUGUGCAGCGCGGAACCAUGCAUGCCUGGCGCACGCCACAUGGGAAUACUUGGUCAAGAAUGGUCUUCAUUCUGCAGGAAGGGAACGCGCUGGAACUGGACGGACAGGCAUUGGAGGAAGAUUAUGGGGGUUUAGAUUUGGUUCCGGGAAAGGACUUUCGUCGCCAAGAGGGCAAGUAG